ACAUCCGUCCACCAUAUUAAGCCUCCGGAUGCCCUUCGAGCAGAAACGGUUGGUGCCUACAAGCAUGCGUUGCUCCAUAACGUUCCUACUGAUAACAGCAACGGAAUCAUGAAGUUCGCUGAGUCCAAGGCAACUCACGGUGUUGCCGAACAAGUCAUCGAACUCCGGAACGGCGCCUUACCGGAAACUCGAGUACACGAAGAUAUCGACAGACUACAGCAAGCUCAUCAAUAUGACCACAACCUUCCGGACAAAGAGAUACAGAAAAUAGACGAGGCCAUCAAGACCGGCAAUGUCGAACAGGCACUCGAAGUCGACGAGACCUUCACCAAAGAAUCACCCUAUGAGACCGUUCGUGCCGCCGUUCGCGAGACAGACGGUGAAGAGACUGCAAAUACAGUCCGAGCAUGGCUUCUUGGCUUCAUCUUCGUCACACUCUCGAGUGGAAUCAACAUGUUCUUGAGCAUGCGCAGCCCGGCAAUCACCAUCCCAACCGUGGUGAUUCUGCUGGUCGUGUAUCCCUGCGGUCAACUUCUUGCAAAAGUUCUUCCCACCAGGAAGUUCAAGACAUUCGGUUUGGAAUGGACACUCAACACAGGUCCAUUCUCAAUCAAAGAACAUACGGUUGUGGUUCUCAUGGCCAAUGUCACGUAUGGCUAUGCUUAUAGCACAGACGCCCUUCUUGCUUUGAAAGCCAAGUCGCUAUACAACCUUGACAUGGGAUGGGGUUUUCAGAUUUUGUUCACACUGAGCUCUCAAGUCAUUGGGAUUGCUUUCGCUGGGAUAUUCAGACGCUUUCUUGUAUGGCCUGCAGCUCUUAUCUGGCCUGCCAACUUCUCCAUGACAACUCUGUUGUACGCUCUGCACGACAAGAGCAGACCUGACCCUUCCAAAACAAACGGCUGGCAGGUCUCUCAAUACCGCUUCUUCGUGUACGUCGCUCUAGGCUCUUUUGCAUACUAUUGGCUACCUGGUGUAAUCUGGCAAGGCCUAUCGGUUUUUUCGUUCGUCACCUGGAUCAGACCAAAUAAUGCUACCAUCAAUCAGUUGUUUGGAGGUUUUACUGGACUUUCGCUAAUACCACUGACGUUUGACUGGACAUAUGUAACGGCAUAUCUCGGUGACCCACUGCUUAGCCCGACAUUUUCGCAUCUCAACACCAUAAUUGGACUCGGAGUGUUUAUGAUCAUUACAACUUUAGGUAUUUCAUAUACUGGGGUUCUCUACUCGGACUAUCUACCGAUCAACACUUCCACGACUUUUGACAAUUCGCAGGCGAAGUAUAACGUUACUAAGAUUCUCGGACCCGGCUACACCUUUGACCUCGAAAAAUACCAAAGAUACUCACCCAUGUUCCUUGCACCCACGUUUGCUUUGAACUAUGGUUUGAGUUUCGCCGCACUGAUAGCUGCAAUCGUACACACCAUUGUCUUCCACCGUGAUGAGCUUUGGACCCGACUACGCCUUGCCAGACAACAGGAGCCCCAAGAUGUUCAUAUGAGACACAUGGCCAAAUAUCGUGCGGCGCCGGAUUGGUGGUAUGGCGUCUUGUUCCUUGUAGCUACAGCCUUUGGGCUUGCUACCGUUUUGGGUUUCUCUUCUCAAUGUCCUUGGUGGGCGUACUUCGUAUCGUUGAUUAUUGCCCUUGUCUUCAUCAUCCCCUGUUGCAUGAUUCUCGGCAUCACCAACAUUCAAUUGUCGCUGAAUGUCAUUUCACCCUACCUGGCUGGCUUCAUGAUUCCAGGACGCCCAAUUGGAGUCAUGAUCUUCAAAGUAUAUAGCACCAUUGUGCUGGGGCAAGCGCAGACUUACAGCCAGGACCUCAAGCUGGCGCAUUAUAUGAAGAUACCUCCUCGCAUCACUUUCUGGUCGCAGGUUGUCAUGACCUUCUGGGCUUCUAUCGUCCAAGUGGCAGUGAUGAACUGGACUCUGGGAAACAUCAACAAUGCAUGUGCUGCCAACCAAGCUUCUCAUUUUACCUGUCCCAAUGGUCGCACUUUCUUCUCUUCAAGCAUUACAUGGGGAGUCAUCGGUCCUCGACGCAUGUUUGGACCUGGCUCCAUCUACGCCGCUUUCAAUUGGUUCUGGCUGGUUGGUGCAUUACUGCCCAUUGCAUUUUACGUCUUGACUAGAGUGUUUCCACAUAAACGACUGCGUUUCUUACAUGCUCCAGUCAUGCUCGGGGCAAUGUCUUGGCUUCCACCUGCUACACCUCUCUCCUUUACAUCUUGGGCAAUAGUGGGUUUGAUUUUCAAUUGGUGGAUUCGUCGACGAUGGAAUGGUUGGUGGAGUCAUUACAACUAUAUCACGGCUGCUGCGCUGGACUCUGGGCUGAUCAUUGCCACGCUGGUCAUCUUCUUUGCGAUCACUUUGCCUGAAGUUGAGGUGCCGAAUUGGUGGGGCAAUGUGGGUGUAUUUGAGACUAUGGAUGCUUUGGGCACUGCGAUAAGGAAGACUGUUGCUGAUGGUGAGACUUUUGGGCCAACAAAUUGGUGA
Aureobasidium vineae is the source of this 2496-nucleotide messenger RNA. The record is from the annotation of a GenBank genome assembly. NCBI's taxonomy places the organism in Eukaryota, Fungi, Ascomycota, Dothideomycetes, Dothideales, Saccotheciaceae.